AUCCGUCCAACCAGCGCGAUCACUAUGCUCUCCGCGCUCCUCGCCCUGCCCGCCUGGAAUCCCGGCCACGACGCGUGCCCAACGGUCACAACCGUCGGCUCGGCCGACUUCAGCCUCGCCGAGUGGGUGCGCAAGAGCUGGUUUAUUCAGGAGCAGCAGGUGCUCGACUUCCAGCCGGUGACCUCCAACUACUGCGUCGCCGCCACGUACAAUCUGGAGGGCAAGACGGUACCAUUCUUCAAGGGCAAGGUGGCGACGGUGUACAACUACGCCAACAACGACCAGGUGAACGGCCCGCUGACAAACGCCAAGAACAUGACGCUCUGCGCGCGGGCCGUCAACACAACCGACUCGUCUCGCCUCGCCGUCGCGCCCUGCCUUUUGCCCAACAUCUUAGCCGGGCCGUACUGGAUCCUGGGCAUCGGCAAGGCAGCCGACGGGAGCUACGACUGGGCGGUCGUCAUCGGGGGGCAGCCCGACGUGAAGUGGGAGGACGGCUGCACCACAAAGGAGUCGGGCGUAAACAACGCGGGCCUGUGGCUCUUCUCACGCAAGCCAGUCGCGUCGCCGGAGGCAAUCGGCAAGAUGCACGCGCUGCUCAAGGCGAAGGGCAUCGCGCGCUCGCGCCUGCACAAGGUGGAGCAGGAGGGGUGCACCUACCACGGCUUCAACAUGAAGUAAACGAAGGCCGCUGGGCUCCCACCCUAUUAUAUUCGGAACGAGGAGACGUUUGUGCGGCGAGAGCGUGCGCAGCCUGCGCUAGUUGUGAUGUUGUUCAAGUGUUCUCACCCCAGCCCAUGUGACGCAUGAGAGAGAGAGAGAAGAUUCAUUCUUCUUCAGCCCAUGCUCCUCGGUCUACUCUCUGUUGUUACUGGCACUAAGAGAGAGAAA
This is a messenger RNA of Emiliania huxleyi CCMP1516, 891 nucleotides long. RefSeq lists its product as hypothetical. The transcript has 3 exons. The record is from RefSeq and is a predicted model, not a curated record. The coding region runs from base 25 to 681 and encodes 218 amino acids. NCBI's taxonomy places the organism in Eukaryota, Haptophyta, Isochrysidales, Noelaerhabdaceae.